AUGUCAAAUAUCAAAUAGAUGAGAGAAAAGUAUGAAUAAAUAAAAGCCAACAAUCCUAAAAGAGCAAGUAGUGCUAGAUCUUAAGUCAGUUAAUCCAGAUUAUAAGCUGAAAUGGGUCACUCUUAAUAACGAUUAUAAAACAGUUAAUCGUUAUUAUGUAGUCCUUGCUAUAAUAAGAAAUUAUAUGAGUAACGAGAAUACAUGAAAAGACAAUAAAAUGAAUUAGAAAAGGUUUUAUGUUUUAUUAAUCUCUAUAGAACUUAAUGAAAAGGUAAUUGGAUAUCAAUUUACAGGAAGAGUAAUACAAAUCUUAAGUAGAGAGGUAACAGAUAAUCAAUAGAAAAUAAAUAGAAUAAUUCAAUCUUCAAUUAUCCAGUUAAUUUUAGUUAAAGAAAUAAGAAAUGCAAUCACAACAGAAAGCUCAAGAAAUAGAAUUUGAAAGACAAGUAAUAAGAAAAAACUUAGAUAUUGAAGAGUAAGAAAAGAUAUAGAGAUUAAAAAAAAUAUAGAGUCUUGGAUAAUAAUUAAAAGAAUAGAUUGAAGAGAAGAAAAGAUUGACUUAGCAAGAUUUUCAUUAAAAUAAUGGAAUUAUUGAUGAUCCUUACUGGAGACAUUAAUCUUAAGGAGAAAAGGAAGUUUUACAAAGAAAGAAUUAUUAAUAACAAUAUGUAAAUAAUAAUUGGACACAUUUUGAGAGGGAAAGAUUAAAGAAGAUUAAUUAAUCAAAAUUGGAUUAAGAAAAAGAUAUAUAAGAUAGAGUUAAAGCUUUAAGAGAAUAUCAUUUAUUCUUAUAAUAGGAGAAAUAAGAAAAAAUGAAUUCAUAGAGAUAAUUGAUUUUGGAUUUGACUGAAUAAGUAAAAAGAAAGAAGGAAAGAGAUGCUUAAGAAAAAUAGAUUAAUUAACGUUUAUAAAGAGAAAGAGAUCAAUAAGAUUUAUUAUAAUAAUAAGAAAGAGAAUUAAAGGAAAUAAAAAAUAAGAAGAGUGUCAGUUAAUAAAUGAUAUUGGGAUUAGAGAAUUAACUUAGUUACAAGAAAUCUAAUUAAAGAAAGACUUAAGAAGAUUCAUGCAAUAAUACUUUAUUAUUAUAGUCAUAAAUUAAUAAAUAAUUAGUUCCUUGUUCAAAAUGUAAGAAAUGCUAAGAUCCACAAUUUUUGAGUAUAUUAUGA
Molecule: messenger RNA, 1166 nt
Organism: Paramecium pentaurelia
Lineage: Eukaryota; Ciliophora; Oligohymenophorea; Peniculida; Parameciidae
Source: the annotation of a GenBank genome assembly